Molecule: messenger RNA, 1612 nt
Organism: Labeo rohita (rohu)
Lineage: Eukaryota; Metazoa; Chordata; Actinopteri; Cypriniformes; Cyprinidae
Product: E-selectin-like
Exons: 9
Coding region: 97-1206 (369 amino acids)
Biological process (GO): cell adhesion
Cellular component (GO): membrane
Source: RefSeq, a predicted model, not a curated record
UCUGCGAGAACAGACUGCUGAAAUGCAACUAGAGCUGCGACGAACAAUAUUCUACUAAAACCACGUGAUUCAGUUGAAAGGUGACUAAAAAGAACCAUGACUGGAGGUGUUGUGCACAUAGGAGUUUUGAUGCAUCUCUUUUUGACAUUGGUCAGUGUUGAAGGAUGGACGUAUCACUUCUUGGACAACGAGACAAUGACCUGGAAUCAUACAAGAACAUACUGUCAGAAACAUUACACAGACAUUGUGAUGGUCUAUGAUGAAAAUGUAACACGUUUCCUUCAAGAAAAGUUAACAAAAAAAUCUUCAUCUCCCUACUACUGGAUAGGGAUGCAAAAGAUCAAUGGCAAUUGGACGUGGGUUGCCAAUGGACAAACUGCGAACUAUGAAAACUGGGCAGACAAUGAGCCCAACAACAACCUGUCUAAUGAAAACUGUGUUGAAUUGUACAUCUCCAAAGGCAACAAUAGUGGAAAGUGGAACGAUGAAAGUUGUGAAUAUAAGAAGCAUCCUGUAUGCCAGACAGCACAAUGUCCAAACAGUACAUGCACUGUUAGACAGGACUGCAUAGAGCAAGUCAACAACAUUACCUGCGUGUGUAAACCAGGUUUUUCUGGGCCAAAGUGUGAAAAAGUCGUUUCAUGUGAGCAACUCUCUGCACCACCGCAUGUUAGGAUGGAAUGCUCCGGUCCGUAUGGGAAUCGUUCCCUCAAAUCAACCUGUAAAUUUUCAUGUGCUGGUGGAUAUAAACUGACUGGUAAAGCUGAGCUCAAAUGCAGUUCCUCAGGUGCAUGGAGCGCACCACCUCCUUCAUGUGCAGCGGAGUGUUUUCCUGUUCUUUUGUUUGGUGGUGGAUUGCUGAACUGCACUGAAGGACAUGACGGCAACAGAUCUGCCUGUAGAGUACAGUGUCCACCUGGUCAUUUGCUGCUGGGUUUUGCUGAGUUCACCUGCAGAGCUGAUGGCACAUGGGAGUCUUCCUUUCCACUAAUGUGUGCAAGUUAUGUCCAUUUUCUAACUGCUCUUUUGGCAUGUUUUGUCAUCUCACUGUUGUGUUGCUGUUUUUGCUGUUUGUUUUGUUGCUUCAACUGCAGAAGAAGUAAAAAGCCAGUGAGUUUGAGAAUUCAACAAGAAACGGUGAAUCCAGCAUAUGAAGCAGAACAAACACCACUAGAGGGCCCUGUUAUUCAGCAUAAACAUUUUUAAUCAGUAAACUAUCGAGAUUUGCUACUAACUAGGGGAUAAUUGAGUGCAUCUUUUAUUUCUAUAGUUUCUUAUCUUUAUUCUAAUCCCCCUCUUUAUAUAUAGUCAUGUUAACAUGUUAUUUAAACUGUAAUUUUGAAAUUUACAAUUUUGUAGUACUUGAAAAUGUACAAAUAAAGUGAGGGAAAAAAACUUUCUCAUCUGGAUGUCUGAACUGGUUUUGACUCAAAUCUUCUGUGCAUUCUUUUUUAGAAUCUUUGAGCAAAUAUAAAAUAGUCAAUCAACUCUUUGUCAAUUUUGCUCAAAAAUGCUAUAUGUUGUGUAUUGUUGUAAAAAAAAAAAAAACAGUGUGAGCUGGAGAAUGUGUGACAUUAAAAAUAAUAAACUAUUUCUGGCAUAAAACAACAGU